Messenger RNA from Aspergillus heteromorphus CBS 117.55, 1821 nucleotides. RefSeq lists its product as uncharacterized. Lineage: Eukaryota; Fungi; Ascomycota; Eurotiomycetes; Eurotiales; Aspergillaceae. The transcript has 4 exons. The coding region runs from base 1 to 1821 and encodes 606 amino acids. The record is from RefSeq and is a predicted model, not a curated record.
AUGGCGUCCCCACAUCUGUAUACGCUAGCCGACCAGAUCGAGGGACAGCACGAGAACGAGAACGAGAUGGAAAUGGAAAUGGAAAUGGGACCAGAGACCCCCUCGCCGUGCGCAGACGCGACCUUUUCCGACGAGGCAGCGACCCCCCCAUCCCCAUCCCCAUCCCCAUCCCACUGGACCAUCGGCUGGAUGACUCCCAGCGCCAUCGUCACCUGCUUUCUUCUGGCGGCUUCCCUCGCCUCGAUGCAUCUGAGUCUGUUCCACUGGCUGGACCAGCGCGAGGUGACCCGGACCAUCCGCCAGCCCUACGUGACGGCCCUGUCGGUCGUCUUCGUCAACGGCUUCCGCACCUUCCUGGCGGCCGCACUGGGCCUGGCCUUCGUGCAGAUGCUGUGGCAGGGGCUGCGCGUGCGGCCCAUGCGGGUGGGCGACCUGGACGCCUUCCUGUCGGUGCUGGCGAACCCCCUGUAUCUGGGCCAGCUGCAGCUGCUGCGCGUCGCCCCGAUUCCCUUCCUCUGCGCGCUGGUCUGCUGGUGCCUCCCCAUCGCCAUGGUCUUCCCCGCGGGCGCCCUGACCGUCGAGCCCCAAACUCUCCACGUCCUCGCCAACCAGAGCGUGCCGACCUUCGACCCCGGCUUCCUGGGCAACGGCACCUUCUCGGGGAUGAUGGCGCAGGCACUGUGGCAGCCGGACGAUUUUGACGCGUACAGCGGACCCACGAACCAACUCACCCGCCUCGCGCGACAGGCCAUCAUGGCCGGACGAUACCUGCCAGCGCCGUCCCCCUGCGCGGGGGACUGUUCGUAUACGAUCGAUCUGCCGGGCCCCAGCUUCGAAUGCCGCAACGCCUCCACCCCCCAGCUGGCCCGCUGGGUCAACCAGAGCUAUCCGCAGACGCGGUCGUGGCCGGCGCUCUACCUGGCCUCCGCCGACUAUGGCGCCCGCACCAACCGCUCGCAGUCUGCCUUCGACUUCGCGCUGCGCUGGCAGGCGGACGGGGGAUACGAGAACCUCCGCUGCCGGGCGUACGAGUCGAUCUACACCGUGCACCUCACCUACACGGGGGGCCAGCCGCACACGACCAGCGAGGUCCACCCCGUGCGCCCGCUGAACAGCUCGUACCUGUACGAUGACUAUGGGAUGUAUCCGCAGACGGGCAGCCCGGACGCGCGCCUCAAUGCGACGGCGACGGGGGCGACGGGGGGCACCGUGACGGAGAUCUAUCGACGGGCCAACCUGGCGGCGGUGCAGGACUCGCUGGUGCUGGCGUUGUCGGGGUACAUUGAUAUCUUCCUCCUCCACAGCCAGCCCUCGGCCAACACGAUCAUCGCCCUGUCCGAGCUGUACUCGGGGUCUGUGGCCUCCCCCCGAUUCGACCUCACGGGGGCGUCGCUGCAGGACCUGCUGCAGAACAUCACCCUCUCCCUGCUGACGCUGAACCAGACCACCGUGACGACCACCGUGACGAGCACGGUGCCGGUCAAUGUCUACUCCUUCCAGCGACCGGUGCGGCUGAUCGCCCCGUACUUCGCGUGCCUGGGGGUGGCGCUGGGCUUCCUGCUGGGGGGCACACACGCCCUGGUGCGCAACGGCAUCUCGGCCAGCCUGACGGGGCUGUUCCAGACGCUGUGCACGACGCGGGCCAGCGCGCGCCUGGACGACUUGGCGGCGCAGGGCUGUCUGGGGGGACGCGAGAACGUGCCGGACGAGCUGCGGGAAUUGAAGGUGAUGUUUGGGGAGAUCCGAGGCAAGGGGGGGUUGCGGAGGGCCGGGCUGGGGGUGGCGGACGAGGUGAUGCCACUGCAGCGAGGGUCGCUGUGA